Vitis vinifera (wine grape) is the source of this 3739-nucleotide messenger RNA. RefSeq names its product WD repeat-containing protein YMR102C. Bases 371 to 2662 code for a protein of 763 amino acids. The transcript has 9 exons. Gene Ontology annotation, molecular function: protein binding. Lineage: Eukaryota; Viridiplantae; Streptophyta; Magnoliopsida; Vitales; Vitaceae. The record is from RefSeq and is a predicted model, not a curated record.
GUACAGUGGUCACACGAACUCACCUCUCCCCUCCUCUCCUCUCGAAAUCUCGUUUCUCGGUCCAUUCUUCGCUCCUCUCGAGAUAUCUCUCUCACCCCCCCCCCCCCCCUCUCUCUCCUUCUUCCUUGCUUUUUUAAUAAUGAUUUUGUUUUCUCUCUCAUUCCUCUGAUGAGAGAAAGAGAGAGAAACAAAAGCCCACUUGCAGAGCUGGAAAUAUCGAUGCAAAUUUCAAUUUGCAUUUCAAUUCUUAGUAUCUUUGGGGUUAGACGGACUUUUCAUCAGAGCCCCAGGGAGUUUGGGACAUGACCUAGGGUUUUGGAAGAUUGACAUUUGUGGGGGUGUGUGAGUUCAUGGGUUUUUCUCCUAGUAAAUGAUGGGGAGUUUGAGUGAAGAAGAGGAUCAAUUCUUUGACACUCGGGAAGACAUAACUUCGGUGUCCGAUUCUGGCUCGGAUUGCCAGGAGAAUCUCGAUUCUGAGUGGAGGAACACUGAUUUUGUAUCUGGCAGUUUCGGGUGUGAGGUUUGGAUUAAGAACCCAGAAAGCAUUCGGGAAAGACGUACUAAGUUCCUAAAAUGGAUGGGAUUGGGGGUAGAUCAUGUGGUGCGUGAAGUCCCUGAAGAAUUGGUUUCUGGGGAAUUGAAGGGCGAGAUUGAUAGAAUUACAGAAAACAGUGGGGCUGUUCUAGGAAUGUCGAGUUCUGAUGAUGGGUUUUCAUCGAGUCAGUCUUCUAUGUGCUGGCCUAGUGAUGCUCAAGAUUUCUUGGGUGGGUCAUUGGAGGAGAAUUUGUUCUGUAGAAUUAGGAGUUUGGAUGAUGGGAGGGAGUUUAUUGUAGAUGAACUGGGGCAGUACGGCAUGCUGAGUAGACUCCGUGAAGUUGGUUCAAACCGGGUGGUUACUAUUGAAGAGUUUGAGAGAACUCUUGGACUGUCCCCUCUGGUACAGAAAAUGAUGCGAAAAGAAGCUGAAAAGGCUUGCAAUCCUGUGGAGGCAGCAAAGCGUUGCAGGAGGGGGUGGUGGAGGAGAUUAGGCGCUGUGGCCUGCAUUGCGAAUUGUCCAAUUGAAGUUGGUAAAUUUAAGCCAAAUGGUCCAUAUCCCAUUCUUGGGACCAAGUCUCAAACGGUUAAAGUUCGUCCUUACAGGAGGCGAUCCAAGGAAUUAUCAGCUCUUUAUAUGGGGCAAGAUUUUGUGGCUCAUGAGGGUUCAAUCCUAACAAUGAAGUUCAGUCCUGAUGGGCAGUACCUGGGGAGUGCUGGUGAAGAUAGAGUUGUACGUGUAUGGCUGGUGACAGAGUCAGAGAGAUCAGAUGGGUUUGACGCUCCAGAUGUUGAUUGUUCAUAUGCAUACUUCACAGUAAAUCAUCUUUCUGAAUUAGUCCCCAUCCAUGCAGAUAAAGAGAAAAAGGGUAAACUAAAAACUUUGAGGAAAUCAUUAGAUGCAGCCUGUGUCAUUUUUCCUCAGAAAGUUUUUCAGAUAUUGGAGAAACCACUCCAUGAAUUCCAUGGGCACUGUGGUGAGGUCCUGGAUAUCUCGUGGUCUAAGAAUAAGUAUCUUCUGUCGUCCUCCGUUGAUAAAACUGUUCGCCUGUGGCAAGUGGGAUGUAACCAAUGCCUUAAAGUUUUUUCCCACAAUAAUUAUGUUACAUGUGUUCAGUUCAAUCCUGUGGAUGAUAAUUACUUCAUAAGUGGUUCCAUAGAUGGAAAAGUACGCAUCUGGGAAAUCCCUGGUGGUCAAGUUGUUGAUUGGACUGAUAUAACAGAAAUAGUCACAGCCGUGUGUUAUCGCCCUGAUGGAAAGGGCGUAAUAGUUGGCUCCAUGACUGGCAAUUGUCGCUUUUAUGAUGCAUCGGAUGAUCGUCUACAACUGCAUGCUCUAAUAUGCUUACAGGGUAAGAAGAAGUCCUCAUUCAAGAGGAUAACAGGCUUUCAGUUUUCUCCAAGCGACCCAAGCAAAUUAAUGGUCACAUCUGCAGAUUCACAAGUUAGAAUCCUAGAUGGGGUUGAUGUGAUCUGCAAAUACCGAGGCCUCCGUAAUGCAGGAAGUCAGAUAUCUGCAUCAUUCACCUCAGAUGGAAUGCACAUAGUUUCAGCAAGUGAGGAUUCUAAUGUCUAUGUGUGGAACUGCAUCAGCCAGGAUGUACCAGUGCAUUCUCAAGCAAAGAACAAUUGGUCUUGUGAGCGCUUCUUCUCAAACAAUGCUUCAGUUGCCAUACCUUGGUGUGGGGCAACAUGUGGAAACUCUAUUUUCUCAAAUAUAUCUGGAGCAUUUCCAUCUCCUAAGCUUUCUGUAAACCUGCCUAGGUCUGACCCAGAAAAUAAACCACAUCAAUGCCACUUGGGUGAGAGCUCAAGUACCAUAUUGCCAUUUUCUUCCCCUGAUCAUUUCUCUGUGGGCCAUGGAUUUUUCUCAGAGUCUUUGCCCAAGGGAUCUGCAACCUGGCCAGAGGAGAAGCUUCUCACUCCCAGCUCACUGGUUGUAUCAUCUGCAAUGUGCAAAUCUCAAUACAAGUUUCUGAAAACAUCUUGCCAGAGCAUGUUUGGUUCUCCUCAUGCAUGGGGAUUAGUGAUUGUAACAGCUGGCUGGGAUGGGAGGAUUAGGUCAUUCCAGAAUUAUGGACUACCAAUUCCAAUGUCAAACCAGAAAUGGCGGCCAAAAAUUAUUUAAUGUUGACUGAUUUUGCAAAAUGGAAGACUCGAUUUCAGCAGCAUUCACUGCCACAGCCGGUCAUGUCCUAGUAGAUUGUAUGCACGUGCAUCAGAUAAGACGGCAAAUGAUAAGAUGUGAGAGACAUCUUGGUUCUUUGGUGGGCCAGCAAAGACGUGAAGGUGUACUGCAAGGGGAUAAAACUUCAACAGGGAUAGAAUUGUUCCAUUCAUUGUGAAGUUCAGUUGCCUGUCAGCAAAUGGCACUGGUUAGUUUUUGACUGGGUUUCUUAUCCAGUGUAAUUAUACCAUUCUUUAAUUUAUUUGCCUAGAGAAGUUAAUGGCUGCAAGCCUGAAAAGAACCGGAGGGUCACAUCUAGAAGGCCCACUUGCGGUUUAUAUAUUUGUGCAUAAUUGAGGUCAUUGGGACAGAGGGGGAUUCACUUGCUAAAAUGGUGUGGUGGAAGGGAAGCUAGUGUAUGGUAGUUAAUUCAGGAAAAUUGGUGGGAUCUUCACCUUUCGUGAUAUGUUGGAUGGUUGAAUAAUUGGCUUGCUUGCCUGCCAAGUGGCGCAUUACCCUCUUUUGGACUUUUAUGUCGGUGCAUUGCCUGUUGCCUGCACUGACAAAGUGGGAUAGUGGCAUUUUCAAAUCGUUUAGUUGGUGUGAUGGAGCUUUGCGCACCAUUUUCAAGUCGGUGAUUAGCCUGUGUGAUAGAGCUAUGCACUGGGAAUUUCAGUUUAUCUUGCCAUCCUAACCUUUUGAUCUGGGAGGAGGAUCUUCACGUCUUGGGCAUUGAGGAUGAUAUAGCUUACCUCAAGCCCUCAAGCCCUCAGGCCCUUAACCCUCUGCCUGUCUUGGAGGUACUUCCUAAUUUGUCUCUUUAAUUGAAUUUUCAAGCUUGUACUUUCAUUUUUGGUUAUAUUUAGAUGCUUUCGGUUCUCAAGAUUUCUUAAUGAGAAAAAAAGCAUUUCUCUUAAUAUAUAUCGAUGCAAUUGUAAUAUACUCCUGGAAAGGAAAAUUUUUUGUUACUACAUUGGUGUAGGGACAGCCUCAACUUAUACUUAGUCCCAUAAUAUAUGUACCUCUACACUUCAUUGA